AUGUUGGAAUCUGCUUUGAAAUUUCAAAAGGCUUUUGAACGGUUGGAAGAUGAAGAUGAUGACUAUGAGGCAUAUUUCACUAAAGGGGACAUCUCUAGGCGUGAAGGCCCUCCUGAAGCUAAUGAUUGGAAUAAGGCAAGAGUAUUUCUCAAAUUCUUGAAGGUGUUCUAUGAUAUAACUUUAAUGUUUUCAAGUUCACUAAAUGUCACUUCUAACACUUGUUUCCACCAAAUUGCCCUAAUUCAUGAGUUGUUGGAAGAGAACAUUGUGAAUGCUGAUCCUUUGCUUUUGGAGAUGUCCUUUAGCAUGAGAAGUAAGUAUGAAAAAUAUUGGGGUCAAACAGAAAACAUGAAUCCUUUGCUCAUUGUAGCUGUGAUUUUAGAUCCUCGGUAUAAACUUGCUUAUGUGUAUCAUAUCUUUGAACAACUUUUUCAUGAUGGGGAAGUUUGCAUGGCCAUGAAAAUUAAGACCAGAGAUGUCUUGCACCGCAUGUUUGAUGAAUAUUCUGUUGGACAAACAAGCAAUGGUUCUUCAAGCAAUGCUGGUUCUUCAAGCAAUGCUACUUCUUCUGUACUCCCAGGAUCAUCAACAUCAGCAAUGCUACAAAGCCAAGUGGGUAGAGAUCCAGGUCGCAGAUGGUUAGCUUCUCAAAAAGAAAAAAGCUCUUCUGACCCACAAUCAGAAUUGGAUAGAUAUCUUUCAUCUACUUCAGCUGAUGAUAGCCUUAUUGAUGAUGAUUUUGAUAUCUUAGCAUGGUGGAGAGCUAAUUCUGGCAAAUAUAAGAUUCUUUCUAGAAUGGCACGUGAUGUCUUGGCCAUUCCAGUGUCUACAGUGGCCUCUGAAUCAGCCUUUAGCACUGGGGGACGUAUAGUGGACUCUUAUAGGAGUUCCCUAUCCCCAUCAAUGACUGAAGCAUUGAUUUGUUCCCAGAAUUGGCUACUCCCUGGGCAAUCUCUCUCUGAAUUUGCAUCCAUGCUUCAAGAGUUUGAUAACUUUCAAGAGACAGACGGUGUGGUGAAGACCGAUCAUUCCACUAUUACUGAUGUUGGGGAGGAUGUUGAUGAUCUUUUUGAUGGUUGA
Molecule: messenger RNA, 1080 nt
Organism: Neltuma alba
Lineage: Eukaryota; Viridiplantae; Streptophyta; Magnoliopsida; Fabales; Fabaceae
Product: zinc finger BED domain-containing protein RICESLEEPER 2-like
Exons: 3
Coding region: 1-1080 (359 amino acids)
Molecular function (GO): DNA binding; protein dimerization activity
Source: RefSeq, a predicted model, not a curated record